This is a messenger RNA of Dimorphilus gyrociliatus, 556 nucleotides long. The record is from the annotation of a GenBank genome assembly. NCBI's taxonomy places the organism in Eukaryota, Metazoa, Annelida, Polychaeta, Dinophilidae.
AAUGUGUCUCCACAAUGAGUCAAUUAUUUCAACAUUAUUAAGAAAAAAUAAAAGACAUAUCUAUGACAAAGAAAGUUUUGAUAUUUUAUCAAAGUUGCUUAAAAAUCAUCCUGAUGCUGGGUUUAUUGAUAUUGGUGCCAACUUGGGCCCAUAUACUAUAUUUGUCUCUAAAUUAUAUCAAAGAAAUGUUGUGGCUGUUGAACCAUUCCCUCCAGUAAUUAAAAGAUUUCAAAAGUCCCUUCAGAUAAAUGGCUUAACUGGUUAUGUAACACUCAUCACCAAUCCUAUCACUGAAAGUAGAGGAACAAAAUUUUUUUAUCAAAAUAAGGCACAUGUUGGUGAGAAUAAACUUGCAGUUGAAUUUGAAAAAUCUGCUAGGCCUAUGUUGAAAAUGAACACAAUAGUUAUGGUUGAUUUGAUUGAAAUAAUACCAUUUCAAAGUGCUGCUAUAAAAAUUGAUGUGGAAGGUGAAGAGUCCAGAGCAUUCAACAAGGCUAGCCAGUUAAUCAGUAUAAGUAUAAAUAAUUAUGCCAAGUAUAUCUUUAGCCAGGCAUAG